GUUUCAGAUGAUGAAAUUCAGCGUUUAAUUGACUCCCAAACAAAUUCAAAUACGCGCAAGAAUACCAAGUGGGCGAUUGAGACAUUUAACAAGUGGCGUAUCGCGCGGGUCAAUGUACCACUGUUGACCAAGAUGACGAGUGAAACUCUUAAUUACUGGAUGCAACGAUUUGUUUUGGAGGUUAGAAAACAAGACGGAUCGGAAUACCCACCGCGUUCGCUCUACUACAUUGUGUGUGGUUUAUUACGUUACUUGAGGGAUGAAAACAUUCACAAUAUGAACUUUUUAGACGAAAAGGAUCACAGAUUUGCAGUAUUUCAGCGGGUUUUGGACGCGCGAAUGAAAGAACUGCUGUCAAAGGGAUUAGGAACAAAAGUUCGCCAGGCGGAUCCAAUUUUACAAGAAGACGAAGAAAAAAUUUGGAGCCAAAAAGUAUUUGGUAUGCAUUCUUCUAAAGCGUUGCAAUACACAGUGUUUUUCUAUAACUGUAAACUGUUUGGGCUACGUGCGUAUGAUGAACACAAAUCACUGGAAUGCGAUCAGUUUGAUUUAGGCUGUGAUGACAGAGGGAAAUACAUCCAUUUUCAUGGACGAUCAUCAAAAACUUAUAAAGGAGGCCUAAGGCAUAUUCAGUUGCAAAACAAGGACAUCAAACACUACUGCCUCAAUGCGGAGAGAUGUCUGGCUGACUUUUACCUGGCAUAUAUCGACGCCCUCGGACACAGGGGUCCAUUUUACAGACGACCUUUGGCAAGUGGUAUCAAGUACAGCGAGCAGGUUCUUGGGAUAAACAAAAUCAAGGGUCUGAUGAAAGAGAUAACCAGAAACGCUGGACUUGUCGGGAAUUUUACAAAUCAUUCCGGUAAAAGGACUUGUGCUACCCAGCUGUAUCAAGCGGGCGUCGACGAGCAAGAUAUCAUGAGUAGAAUCGGUCAUAGGUCCGAAUCCGCUGUUAAGAAGUACAAGCGUACAAAUUCCGUUCUUCAAGAAAGUGUUUCGAAAGUUUUGGAUCCGCCUAAGAAGACGAAAUGUUUGCACUCGGUUCAAUGUCAUGCUUAA
Molecule: messenger RNA, 1059 nt
Organism: Magallana angulata
Lineage: Eukaryota; Metazoa; Mollusca; Bivalvia; Ostreida; Ostreidae
Exons: 2
Coding region: 133-1059 (308 amino acids)
Biological process (GO): DNA integration; DNA recombination
Molecular function (GO): DNA binding
Source: RefSeq, a predicted model, not a curated record